AUGAUGUCUUAUCUUAAGCAACCACCUUACGCAGUCAAUGGCCUGAGUCUCACCACCUCGGGCAUGGAUUUGUUGCAUCCGUCCGUCGGUUAUCCCGGUAAGGCACCUUUUUCUCCCUCUCCCACCCCCCGAAAGCAGAGGCGGGAGCGCACCACCUUCACCCGGGCGCAGCUGGACGUGCUGGAGGCCCUGUUCGCCAAGACCCGCUACCCCGACAUCUUCAUGCGGGAGGAGGUGGCCUUGAAAAUCAACCUGCCCGAGUCCAGAGUGCAGGUGUGGUUCAAAAACCGCCGGGCCAAGUGCCGGCAGCAACAGCAGCAGCAGCAGAACGGGGGCCAGAACAAGGUGAGGCCGGCCAAAAAGAAGAACUCGCCGGCCCGGGAAGUGAGCUCGGAGAGCGGGACCAGCGGGCAGUUCACACCCCCCUCCAGCACCUCGGUCCCCACCAUUUCCAGCAGCAGUGCCCCCGUGUCCAUCUGGAGCCCGGCGUCCAUCUCCCCUCUCUCCGAUCCCCUGUCCACCUCUUCCUCCUGCAUGCAGAGGUCCUACCCCAUGACCUACACCCAGGCAUCGGGUUACAGCCAAGGAUACGCCGGCUCGACCUCCUAUUUCGGAGGGAUGGACUGUGGAUCUUAUUUGACCCCUAUGCACCACCAGCUCCCCGGACCGGGGGCCACCCUGAGUCCCAUGGGUGCCAACGCGGUCACCAGCCACCUCAACCAGUCUCCAGCCUCCCUCUCCACCCAGGGCUAUGGAGCCUCCAGUUUGGGCUUUAACUCCACCACCGAUUGCUUGGAUUAUAAAGACCAAACCGCCUCCUGGAAGUUAAACUUCAAUGCUGACUGCUUGGAUUAUAAAGACCAGACAUCCUCAUGGAAGUUCCAGGUUUUGUGAAGGCCCACGGGAACCUUUGUGAUAAUAAGAGAAAUCGUGACGAGAACAAAACACGCUGGGCCAAACGCUCCAGCUUUAGUCAGGUCUUGGUUAAAUUAAAGAGAAAAUAACUAAACGGACAAACGGACAAACAAACGAACAUAAAUCCGACGACGACGACAACGGCGACAAAAGAGGGACAGUGUUGGUGUGACCACGUUCAGACUCAUCUCCUGCUCAGACGCUCUGGAAAAGGAACGACAAAGAGGAAAACGGAGGAGGAAGGCCUUAAACGGACAGAUCAUCUAGUGAGCAGAAAACAGACAGACCAAUCCGUGUUCUUUAUAGUUUUAGGCAAUUGUUGGGUUUCUUUGUUUGGAAGAGGUGGGAGAUCGUUCCACCUACGGGCCAGUUUUUAAACAACAAAAAAAAAAGUCUAGGUUUUUAUUUCUUUUUGUGUGUGCGUGGAAAGAUCCUUCACCCAGAGGUUUCCAACGUGUUAGCCAACCCUUGGUUAAAAUAUUCGGAAUGGACAGCGUCUCUCUUUCUCUUUUUCUCCCCUUUUUUCUCCCUCCUUCCCUCCCUCUUUCUUUCUCUCUCGCGCUCAUCCAACUGUUUGAUGCCCAACUCAAGUGGGCACCGAGAGAACUUGGUUCAGGGCUGUGUGGGUUGUGUGACUGAUUGUCCUAGCUGCACUACUUUAUUUAAAGAAAAAAAAAAAAUAAUGUUCAUAAGGAGUCAAUAUGUAGUUUUUAAGAGACAAUCAGUGUGUGUCUUAUAUAAAUGGUACAUCUGUGGUUUUUAAUCUGUGCUAGACUUCAAAACUGUGAUCUCCUGUAUUGUAUGCAACUACGAACUCCGCACCAGCGGG
This is a messenger RNA of Meleagris gallopavo (turkey), 1744 nucleotides long. RefSeq names its product orthodenticle homeobox 2 (gene OTX2). Gene Ontology annotation, cellular component: nucleus. Gene Ontology annotation, biological process: multicellular organism development; regulation of transcription by RNA polymerase II. The record is from RefSeq and is a predicted model, not a curated record. NCBI's taxonomy places the organism in Eukaryota, Metazoa, Chordata, Aves, Galliformes, Phasianidae. Gene Ontology annotation, molecular function: DNA-binding transcription factor activity, RNA polymerase II-specific; RNA polymerase II cis-regulatory region sequence-specific DNA binding.